AAUUUAUCACUUGGCCACAGGAACUAAACUCGCAACGUUGACCAGAAUCCAAUACCGGCCUUCUCAAUUUUCCCACCAGUCUAUAACAAGUCUUAGCACAUCUUCACCCUGCCAUGGCUCCCCUCAAAGUCCUCAUCGUCGGCGGCGGUAUCAGCGGCCCAGCGCUGGGCUACUGGCUGUCCAAGCUUGACUGCGACAUCACCAUCGUGGAGCGCAGCCCAGAUCUGCGCGCUUCAGGCCAACAGAUCGACAUCCGAGGCCAGGGGCUGACCGCCAUGCGCAGGAUGGGCCUGGAGCCAGCGGUCAGGGAAAAGGUUGUGCAUGAGCAUGGCCUGAAGUUCAUCGACGAAAGGGGCAACGUCAAGGCCCUCUUCGAGGCCAAUCUGUCGGGCAAGGGCCGGCAGAGCUUCACGGCCGAGUUUGAGAUUAUGCGCGGCGACCUGGUGCGAAUCCUCUAUGCCGCCACCAAGGAGAAAUGCACUUAUAUCUUCGGCACAACGAUCGAAGACUUUGAGCAGCAUGGAGAUGGCGUGCAUGUGAAGUUGUCGAACGGGACCGAGGGCGACUUUGACCUCCUCGUCGGUGCGGACGGGCAGAACUCGAAAACGAGGAGAAAACUGCGUGGCCCCGACCAGGACGACGCCUUCCACGAUUUGAAGUUGUUCAUCAGCUACUUCACUGUGCCCAAGACAGAGAAGGACGAAAACUACGCGAGGGUGCUGUUGCUACCCCGCCGCCGCCUCAUUGCGACCAGAGUCGAUAAUCCCAAGACCAUGCAGGUCUAUCUCGGCAUCCUCGACCCCAACGAUGAGCUAACGGAGCUGGAGGAGGCGAUGAAGUCUGGCGACGCCAAGAAGCAGAAGCAGAUCUAUGCAGACCAGUUCCGAGGGGCCGGAUGGGAGGUCCCCAGGCUGAUGGAGGGAAUGCUGCAUUCCACAGAGGCAGACGACUUCUACAGCCAAAAGGUCGGCCAAGUCAAGAUGUCCAACUGGGCUAAGGGCCGGGUGGUUCUCUUGGGUGACGCUGGCUAUUGUGCCUCCCCCGUCAGCGGCAUCGGUACAUCUCUUGGGCUUGUGGGUCCCUACGUGCUCGCUGGCGAGAUCUCGAGACAGCUCAAUCACCAGCAGCAGAGCGGCAGCGCCACCUCGCAGGACCACGGACGGGCCAUCGACGUGGCGCUCGAGUCUUACGAGGCGGUAUUCCGGCCCUUUGUCACGCAGUGCCAGAAAUUGCGCCCGGGUGUGCCCUCCAUGGCGUAUGCUGACGGCGAAUGGGGAGUCUGGCUGCGACAAGUUGUCCUUGGCUUGAUCUCAACCCUACGGCUUCAUAAACUCAUUGAGCGCUUUUCGUCGGAUGAAUUUGGUGGCGGGUGGAAGCUGCCAGAUUAUCCUGAGCUGAAGUAUGAGUACGGGUCCACAACAGGGGCCAUGAAUGGCCUGAAUCACCAAUGAAGAUGAACCUGGAUACAUCUACCAUUAAUUACUUGGCCAGGACAGAUGAUGGAUUCGCGUUGGACGAGCGGGCUUGCGUGUGUUGGUUUUGUUGUGACUUUUUUUUUGGUAGGAUAUGAAGGAAAUCGACCUACCUGGUCGCAUAUCUUUCAUAAUUGGGCAGACUAUGGACCAUAAAGAGUGCUUUACAUAUAUAGCCCAUGUACUAGGGAUUUAGGAAGUUGUUUACCAAUAUACGAACUGUACUUCC
This is a messenger RNA of Cryphonectria parasitica EP155, 1701 nucleotides long. RefSeq names its product FAD/NAD(P)-binding domain-containing protein. The coding region runs from base 114 to 1451 and encodes 445 amino acids. The record is from RefSeq and is a predicted model, not a curated record. NCBI's taxonomy places the organism in Eukaryota, Fungi, Ascomycota, Sordariomycetes, Diaporthales, Cryphonectriaceae. Gene Ontology annotation, molecular function: FAD binding. The transcript has a single exon.